This is a messenger RNA of Trichomonas vaginalis G3, 4578 nucleotides long. RefSeq names its product leucine-rich repeats (6 copies)-containing protein. The record is from RefSeq and is a predicted model, not a curated record. Bases 1 to 4578 code for a protein of 1525 amino acids. NCBI's taxonomy places the organism in Eukaryota, Parabasalia, Trichomonadida, Trichomonadidae. The transcript has a single exon.
AUGAUAACUGAUUUCUUCAUACCAAAGAGUGUAAAUAUAAUAGGAACAAUGGCUUUUAAUAGUUAUUAUUUGAGAACUAUUAAAUUCGAAGAAGGAUCCUGUAUAUCUGAAAUCCCUGAAAAUGCUUUCAAAAAUUGCAAAAUUUCAAAUAUUUCUAUUCCAUUGUCAAUAAAAAUUAUAGGUAAAAAUGCAUUCAGUGAAUGUAUGGAAUUUUCUAAUAUCAUUUUUUGUGAAGUUUGCCAAUUAGAAGAAAUCAGAGAUCACGCAUUUGAUAAUACACAGUUAGUUUCAAUUAAUAUUCCAUCUACUGUUAAAAUAAUAGGUAGGAAUGCAUUCUGCAACUGUCGGAAAUUGGUCAAUAUAAUUUUUUCAGAAAAUUGUGAGUUACAAGAAAUUGGUGAUCAUGCCUUCGAAGCUACAAAUAUUAUAUCAAUCAUGAUUCUAUCUUCGGUUAAAACGAUUGGACAAUAUGCAUUUUCCUAUUGUUAUAAGUUGAGUAAUAUUGAUUUUCUUGGUGAUAGUAAAUUAGACAUUAUUAAUAGUUAUUUAUUCAUAGGCUCAAGCUUAACUACAAUCAAAAUUCCAUCUGCUAUAAAAACUAUCGAUACUUAUGCAUUUUCAAACUGUGUUUUUUUAGUGAAUGUAACAUUUGAAGAAAACAGAAAAUUAGAAUUUAUUGGAUCUUACGCAUUUCAUUCAUGUAAAAUGACUGCCAUAAGUAUUCCAUCUACUGUAAAAUGCAUUGGGGAAAAUGCUUUUUCUGAAUGUCGUUCGUUAUCUGAUAUCAUUUUCGUGGACAAUAGUCAACUUAUAAAUAUAUCUAAUCAUGCAUUCUAUUGUACCAAUAUUUCGUCAAUCAUAGUUCCUAGACUAUUGGUUUCGAUUGGAAAUAGCUCUUUUGAACUUUCAAAUUUAAAGCAAAUGGUUUUCCCUAGUGAUUGUUAUUUGAGUGAAAUUGGGAGUUUUGCAUUUUCAAAAACCCAAUUAAAAUCAAUAGAAAUACCAAAUACUGUUAAACAAAUUGGUGAAUAUGCUUUUUAUCACUUAAAUUUGGAUAGCAUCUCAUUUUCGAAUAAUUCCCAAUAUAAAGAAAUUGGUACUAAAACUUUUGCAGGAAUUUCAUAUUGUUCAUUUACAUUUCCAAAUGUAACAAUCAUAAGCAAAGAAGCAUUUUCUAAAUCAAAUAUAAAAAGUAUAUUAAUUCCAUCUACAGUUACAAUUAUUGAUGAUGCUGCAUUUAUUGAGUCUUCAAUUGAAAUGAUAAUUUUUGAAUCAAAUUCACAAUUAAUGAUGAUAGGUGACUAUGCAUUUAAUAUGACAAAAAUGAAUACUAUUUCAAUACCACCAUCUGUUGUAUCCAUUGGCAACUAUGCUUUUUAUAAAUCUACAUUAACAAGUAUUAUAAUUUCAGAAGAUUCGAAUUUAGAAUCCAUUGGAGAUUAUGCAUUUGGUAAUACAAAUUUCAAAAAUAUUAACAUUCCUAAUUCGGUAAAAACUGUCGGCAAAUAUGCAUUUUAUUAUUCAAAGAUUGAAUCAAUUGACAUAUAUCCUAAUGUUUCUCUCAUUGAAGAUUUUACAUUCUCAUAUUCUUUUCUUAAAUUUAUACAUUUUUAUUCAAAUCUUUCAUACAUUGGAGCUUAUGCUUUUUCUAGCUCACAACUUAUAUCAAUUAAUAUUCCUUCAUCUGUUACAUAUAUAGGUAGUCACGCAUUUUAUAAUUGCCAGAUGCUUAAUACCAUUGAUUUCCUCAAUAUCCAACUUGAAAAUAUUAGUGAUUAUUUGUUAAAAAACACUGAUAUAUUGUCGAUUGAAAUUCCAUUAUCUGUUACAAGAAUUAAAAAAUAUGCAUUUUCUAAUUGCAAAAAACUUCGAUACAUUAAUAUUUUGAGCAAUUCUCGUUUGAGCAUAAUCGAGGAGAAAGCAUUUGAAAACAUUCAAAUUACAAAUUUCACAAUACCAAGCUCAUUAACUGAAAUUGAUGAUUUUUCUUUUUAUCAAUGUGUAAAUCUUGAAAAAAUUGAAUUUCAAUCAAAUGUUCACUUGACUAAAUUAAGUCCAAGUGCGUUCAUCAAGACAAAAAUUUUGGAAAUAUCCCUUCCAUCAUCAUUAUUAAUCUUUCAAGAUGAUUUUAACUAUCAGAAUUAUUAUGAAAAUAUGAAUUAUUAUGAGAAACCUAGUUUUUCUUUUCAUGAUAGCUCACAGCUUGAAAUAAUAGGAAAUAAUUCAUUUUAUAAGUCAAACAUUGUUUCAAUUAAUAUUCCUUCUUCUGUAAUAAAAAUAGGAAGCUAUGCAUUUUCAUCUGAGAUUUUAACUUCUGUUACCUUCGCGGCGAAUAGCAAAUUAAAAGAAAUUGGUGAAUUUGCAUUUGCAGAAUCAAACAUAUCAUCAAUUAUGAUUCCAUCUUCAUUAAAAACAAUCAAAAAGAAUGCAUUUUUCAAAUGUCAUUUCUUAAAUAAUAUCUCAUUUUCUCCAAAUUGUGAGUUAGAAAUCAUUGAGAAAGAUAUUAUCAAAGGGACUUCAAUUCGGAAUUUUGUAAUUCCGAAAAACAUUAAGGCACUUGAUUAUACAUUAUUUCAAAAUUCAAAUGAAAUAAGUUUUGAUCUUGAUCCAGAAAAUAAAUACUUCACUAUGGUUAAUUCCGUUAUCUAUUCCAAAGAUUUUUUAGAAGUUUUACAUUUUCCUUCAUAUAAGGCUGAAUGUUUUAUCAAUGAUAGUGUUAAAAUUAUUGGAGAUUAUUCGUAUUAUAUGUGUAAAAUGGUAAGAAUUACAAUUCCACAAAAUGUUUCAUUAAUCAAAUCGUAUGCAUUUGCAAAUUGUACAAAUCUAGAAAAUGUAGAAUUCUCUCCAUUAUCAAAAUUAACAACAAUAAAUUCAAAUGCUUUUAAAGGCACAAAUUUAAAUGACAUUUAUCUCCCAGAUUUAGUAAUAAGUUUUAGUCAGGAUGCAUUUGAUCAAAAUACAACAAUUCAUCUUUCUGAUUAUAGUCAAUAUUCUAAUCUGAAUUUUUACACACCAUCUUAUUUAAUAAUUAAAAUUCCUAUAAAAAUCAAUGAAAUUCCAGAAAGCAGAUUUUUGCACUAUAGCUUGUUGAAAGAAGUUAUUUUUCCAAAUAACAGCGAACUUAAAAUAAUUGGAAGCCAUUCUUUUUCUAAUACCGGUUUAGAAUAUGUCUCUAUUCCAGCUUCUGUGGAAAAAAUAUCAGAAUAUGCUUUUGCUAACUGCUUAAAUCUAACGAAAUUGUUUUUCGACAUAAAUUGCCAGUUAAAAAUUGUUGAAUCAUAUGCAUUUUAUAAUUCAAAUCUUGAAAAUCUAACAUUUCCGGCACAAAACUAUAUUAUUGCAUCAUAUGCAUUUAGUAAUAUAAUAUCAUUAAAAAAUGUCACAUUUAAUAAUGGAUAUUUAAUGCCCUAUUUAUAUACAUAUUGUUUCUAUUCAUGCUCUAUUCAAUGUUUGAACAUUCAUUCAUUCUUUUCUAGAAUUGAUGAAAAUGCAUUUUAUUGUGAUAUUAAUUAUAUUUGUACUAAUGAGUUUAUGAGACUUAAUUACGAUAUCAAGGUUGGAAUGUGUGGAAAUAUGAAUUCAUAUAAUUUUACAAUACCAAGUAAUGUAACAGAUAUACUAUUCCCAACAAAUAUUUUUAAAAAUCAUUAUGCUUUGACAUUAAUUUUUGAAGGUUCGAGUGUUAAAUUGGAGCCAUUAACUCAUAAUUACAGGUUUAAAUUCAAUCAAAAAUUUAAAUUUAAAUCGAAGUUUCCUUGGGGUCCAUCUGCUUACGGAAUAAUUCCAAAUAAUGAAAAUGAAAGCCGAGUAAUUGUAUACAAAUUUGUAAUGGACAAAAAUCGUAGAAUCAUAUAUGAUUUUAUUGGCGAUGAGGAAUCUGUAUUAGUGUUCCCAGUUGAAAGAAUUGCUUCACAUGCUUUUGAAAAUUCUAGCAUUAAGUUUAUUUUCAUUGACGAACAUGUCAGAAAAAUUGAAUAUCAUGCAUUUUAUAAUUGUUCGGAACUGAUUACAGUCGUUUUUGGAAGUUAUGAAAUAGACUAUAUCUCAGAAGGCGCAUUUGUUUGUUGCCCGAAGUUAAAAUGUUUAUCUACUUUCAUAUCGGAAAAAUAUAAAUGCAUAAGUAACACAAUAUAUAGAAUUGAAGAUGAUAAAAACUUUGAAACUAUUAUUGCAUAUGCUCCAAUGUCCCGAGAUAAGCAUUUUGAAAUUAGCAGUCGAAUAAUCGGUGAGGCUUCAUUCAUGUGUUCAUACAAUCUUGAAUCUGUAUUUAUCAACUAUGACUCAGUUAGACAGAUCAAUCGAUAUGCUUUCUUCAAUUGCUCAAAUCUCAAAACAAUCAACUUCCCAAUGAGUGUUUCUUCUGUUUAUGAGUUCUCAUUUGAGGAAUGUCAUUCGUUACAAGAAUGUCUUCAAAUUGAUAAUCAUCUUAGAUCAUUCUUAAUCAUGCUAACUAGAUCCGGCAUUCCUCAUCAUUGCAUCAGAUGUAUCAAUGUUAUUGAUGAUCAAUCAUUAGUUAUUCGUCUUUCUAAUCUUAAAAGCAAAUUAUCUCUUAUCUCUCUAUUGAAUUGUAGAAGAUAA